Molecule: messenger RNA, 563 nt
Organism: Arachis stenosperma
Lineage: Eukaryota; Viridiplantae; Streptophyta; Magnoliopsida; Fabales; Fabaceae
Exons: 2
Coding region: 103-357 (84 amino acids)
Source: RefSeq, a predicted model, not a curated record
AUAACUUUUUAUAAAAAAGUGUAAAGUGGGGAUGCAUACUGGUUGCCUAAAAGCGAAGUGAAGAGAUUAAUUAUUAGGGUUUGGAUCCGAGAAAGAGAGAGAAUGGAGAAGAAGGAAUCAUGGAAGAUAUGCAAGAGAUGCAAGGAAACUUAUGAUCCAUCUUCCAACACCUCUUCUUCUUGCCGCUUCCACCCUUCUUUCUUCGUCUGUCGCCGUCACGACGACCAGAAAAGGUACUAUGAAUUGGGACCCAAUGAUCCACCAUAUGCUGCCAAAUUCUAUGACUGCUGUGGGGCUGAGGACCCUGAGGCUUCUGGCUGCACCACCAACUUUCAUGUCUCUUAUGAUGAUGAUUGAUGUGUAUAUUUGCUAAUCUCUCUUUCACAUCCCAUUACUCACUCCCACAAUUCGUGGUAUAUGAUAUGAUUUCCAAACUCACCUCUGUUACUCUUGCACAAUCUGAAUGUCUGAUCAAAAUGUUUUGUUUAUUCCUCUAGUCAUUAUUCCGAAGUUGUGUGUAAAGAGAUAUAAGUAUAUAACUAUUAAUGAAUACUCUCCUGUCA